Messenger RNA from Eucalyptus grandis, 1336 nucleotides. Its product is annotated as PHD finger protein ALFIN-LIKE 7. Gene Ontology annotation, cellular component: nucleus. NCBI's taxonomy places the organism in Eukaryota, Viridiplantae, Streptophyta, Magnoliopsida, Myrtales, Myrtaceae. Gene Ontology annotation, molecular function: histone binding; transcription coregulator activity; transcription cis-regulatory region binding. The coding region runs from base 258 to 1001 and encodes 247 amino acids. The transcript is spliced from 5 exons. Gene Ontology annotation, biological process: regulation of DNA-templated transcription. The record is from RefSeq and is a predicted model, not a curated record.
GGGAAAAAGAAGAAGAAGAAGAAGAAGAAGAAGAAAAAGACACUCAAUUAAUUCUGACAGAGAACGAACCCUAGACAGCCAAAAAGGGGAGAAGAGAAAAGAAGGGAAAAGAAGGGAAGCGGGAUGGAUGAAUUCGCUCAGGAAUAGCAAUUAGCAAGCAGCAGCAGCAGAUCGACAGACGGAGCGAGGGAGCGAGACGAAGGAAGGAAGGAAGGAAGGAAGGAGGAGGGAAGUGGGGGAUUGAAUCAUCGGCGUAUAUGGAGGGAAUACCGCACCCAUUCCCAAGGACGGUGGAGGAGGUCUUCAGCGAUUUCAAGGGCCGACGCGCCGGCCUCAUCAAGGCUCUCACCGCUGACGUCGAGAAGUUCUACAAGCAGUGCGACCCCGAGAAGGAGAACCUCUGCCUGUAUGGAUUUCCAAACGAGACCUGGGAAGUUAAUUUACCGGUGGAGGAGGUCCCCCCCGAGCUCCCGGAGCCUGCUUUAGGAAUCAAUUUCGCGAGGGAUGGAAUGCAAGAGAAGGACUGGUUGUCCUUGGUCGCCGUCCACAGCGAUUCCUGGUUACUUGCCGUUGCUUUCUAUUUCGGUGCACGGUUCGGUUUCGGUAAAAACGAAAGAAAGAGGCUUUUCCAAAUGAUAAAUGAUCUCCCAACUAUUUUUGAAGUUGUGACGGGAAAUGUUAAGCAAGCAAAGGAACAAUCUGCUAAUCAAAACAGCAAAAGCAAAUCUAGUACAAAGAUGUCUGAUCCACAAUCCAAGGGAGUGAAGAUGUCUCCACCACCCAAACGAGAAGAGGAAAGUGGGGAAGAAGAAGAAGAUGAUGAGCAGGGUGCCACCUGUGGAGCAUGUGGGGAUAGCUAUGCAAAUGAUGAAUUCUGGAUUUGCUGUGAUAUCUGCGAGAGAUGGUUCCAUGGAAAAUGUGUAAAAAUUACUCCAGCAAAGGCGGAGCAUAUAAAGCAAUACAAAUGCCCCAGUUGCAGUACCAAGAAGGCUAGAGUCUGAACCAUGUUCAGAAAUUGGACAUAGAUCAAUCAAGAAGGCUAGACAAGAUUGAGAAAUUUCUCUUUGCAGUUUAAUAUGGACACUGUAGUUGGGAACUGGCAUUGCAACAGUGGGACUUAAGCUACACUCUUCUUCUGUCCAAUUUUCUCAGGGAUUAUGUUUGAAGUCGUUGCUCAAAAUUAGAAUGCCUUAUAUGUAUAUUAUUAUUUGUGCAGUCUCAUUUGUUGCAAGAUCUAUGCCUGAAGGCGAUUGUGCACCUUUAGUUAAGUGAAGGUUCUUCGUUGGGAUGUAACAGAAUGUUCAGAUGAUUAAAUAGAGUCCCCCUUACAGUGGAA